GUUUGUUGCGGGCGUCGGUUCGUCUCGUUCACGUUCGCGUUCGCCUUUGCCUUUGCCUUUCCGUGUCCGUCUUCGUCUCCGUUUGCAUACUCGAAAGUUAACCGUGGAGUGAAGUGAAGUGCAGUGAAGGAUCAUCAAAGUGCUUAUAAUUAUGACCAAAUACAAUAAUGCGAACGGCAUGUUGAUUGGCGCAAUUGCGACCAAUGACAACGCCAUCAAACAGGAAUACAACGGCUAUCUACAGCAAACAAAUUCAACUGGCUUUCGCUACAACAACAACAACAACAGUAACAAUGACGACAACAUUAACCACCUGUCACACGGAAAUAUGCAUCAGAAUCCACACCAGACACUGCAGCAUUUCUUUAGCCGCUUCAAUGCCGUCGGCGAUGCCAGCAGCGCCGCCUGCAGCUUCGGCAAUAGGAAUCACCAAUCCACAGAGGGCAGCAAACAGCUCUCCAUGACAUCUUCGCCCAUAUACACCACGGACUACGACGACGAGGACAGCAGCUUGAGCUCCGAGGAGCAUGUGCUGGCGCCACUUGUCUGCGCCUCGGCCCAGUCCUCGCGGCCCUGCCUCACGUGGGCCUGCAAGGCGUGCAAGAAGAAGAAUGUCACCGUGGAUCGACGCAAGGCGGCGACAAUGCGAGAGCGACGGCGUCUGAGAAAGGUUAACGAGGCCUUUGAGAUCUUGAAGCGUCGCACAUCAUCCAAUCCCAAUCAGCGCCUGCCCAAGGUUGAGAUCUUGCGCAAUGCCAUCGAAUAUAUCGAGAGUCUCGAGGAUCUGCUGCAGGAAUCCACGCCCACUCGCGACGGCGACAAUCUGGCGCCCAGUUUAAGCGGCAAGAGCUGCCAGUCCGAUUAUCUGAGCUCCUAUGCGGGUGCGUAUCUGGAGGAUAAGCUCAUCUUUUACAACAAGCACAUGGAGAAAUAUGGACAAUUCACGGAUUUCGAUGGGAGCUCCAGUGCGAAUGGCUCCAGCUUGGAUUGCCUCAAUCUCAUUGUGCAGAGCAUCAAUAAGAGCACAACGAAUGCUGUACAGAUGACAGCGACCGCCAGCAAAGUCACCACAGUUGUGACCACCAACAGCGCCAGUAGCACGAGCACCACCAACACCACCACAACCACAGCAACAGGCAAACGGAGCACCUCCUCGUUGAACGCCAACUUCAAGCAGAAAUGUAGCACCUAGCAUUAGCAUUAGC
This is a messenger RNA of Drosophila arizonae, 1205 nucleotides long. RefSeq names its product myogenic-determination protein nautilus (gene nau). Gene Ontology annotation, biological process: regulation of transcription by RNA polymerase II; muscle organ development; positive regulation of myoblast differentiation. The record is from RefSeq and is a predicted model, not a curated record. Lineage: Eukaryota; Metazoa; Arthropoda; Insecta; Diptera; Drosophilidae. Gene Ontology annotation, molecular function: RNA polymerase II cis-regulatory region sequence-specific DNA binding; protein dimerization activity; DNA-binding transcription factor activity, RNA polymerase II-specific.